This is a messenger RNA of Ostreobium quekettii, 315 nucleotides long. NCBI's taxonomy places the organism in Eukaryota, Viridiplantae, Chlorophyta, Ulvophyceae, Bryopsidales, Ostreobiaceae. The record is from the annotation of a GenBank genome assembly.
AUGAUAGAGAGCGUGCGACAGAAGAAUGAGGAGAACAAAGUUAUCGUUUACUCCCGGUCUUGGUGCCCAUACUGUGAAGAGGUGACGAAGCUGCUGGCGGAACUGGAUGUUAACUUCACACUGGUGGAGCUGGAUCACAUAGUUGAGGGGGACGAUAUUCAGGACGCGCUGUACGACAUAACAAACUCAACAACCGUCCCGCAAGUGUUUGUGGGAGGCAAAUUUGUUGGUGGCUGUGACGACACAGUGAGCCUAUACAAAAGCGGCGAAUUGAAGAGCAUUUUCAGUGGAGCGGGGGUUGAGUCAUCUCUAUGA